GUUUGGUGGGCUGUCAUUUGUAAAGUAGCGCUCGGUCGUCGUGGUUGCGUGUAUCUGCGAGAUAAUUGUCUAUAUAUAUACGGUGUUCUUUUAGAAAAGUUUUAACUUGGAGAAUUUUUCGAGGUUUUCACAAAUAAAGGAGCAUAUAUGUAUUUUGAAAUAUUUCGCAAGUGAUUUUCAAAAACGAAAGAAAACAAAACGCGUACAACUUCCUGCAACGUCGAAGAGUCGUUCAAAACAAGUAAACAUUAAGGCACUAUAAAAACGAAAAGUGACUUUAAUCAAGAUUUUCAAUUGGUCAAAAAAUUGCAUACGAAAAUUUUACGCUAAUAUUUCGUAAUCCGCACAAAAGUUGAUAUUGGUAAUAUACCGCUGAAAAAAAGAGCAAAAAGCGUGUCAGAAACCGGGAAAUUGGCAGUGGUCAGCUGAAAAUUUUUGUUUUUACUUAAACAUCAGCCAAAAAAUACAUACAUACAGCAGUAACCUACCGACAUCCAAACACAGAAUUUUUUUACGAAACUACGAAACUCAAAAAAGACACUCAUAAAAAAGUACAAAAAAUUUGAAAUUGCUGCAUUUGAGAUUCCAUUUUUUUCUCUUCGUACAAAUCGCUCGUUUAUUCGGUUGCCUUAAAAAAUCGGUUGUUCGUUCGAGUAUUAUAAUUUAAUUUUUUUGUUGUUAAAUUUACUGAAAAUUGGCGUAGAAGGCCAAGUGAAAGUGUCAAGUGAGUUGAAUUGGAUUUUUGUAGACUGACACAAGAAACAAAAGAAAAAUACAAAAAAUUGUAUAAUAAAAGCAGCAAGUCGAAGCAAAAGAAUCGGUGACGUGGUUUUGUUGAGGUUUUGCUAGAAAACAAGGAAACUUUAUAAAACAAAUUUUCCAAAUCUAAAAUCUAAAAGCAAAAAAUCGAAAGCCAAAAAAGUCUUUCGCAGUGAAACUCAAUUAAAAUAAUAUAAAUAUUUAAAAUCAAUCAAACCGAGCGUAGCAGCCGAAGUGAGCACCUAAAGCGAGUGUAAUCCUUCUUUUAUGUUAUUAAGAAACCAUAACAACAACAAUUACAACAGCAAUAUGAGCGGAUACAGAGAGAUGUCAAAACUGGAGAACAGUCGAAACUGCCUACGUCGCAUUGCGCGUCAUGAUGAACCACAAUUCUCGAAGGACAGCAUCGUUAAUGUAAUGGAGAGAUUUGUGAAAUCUGUGAAAGUGAUGGAUGAUACCAUACUCGUACCAUGUUUGCUUAUGGAUCGACAGGUCGGUGAUAGCACAGAUAUUAUACCAGCACCUGGCAAGAAUUCCACAUCCAAUCAGCAUAUGCUUGAACAUGCUGGCGCACAUGGUAAACGCAGUGCUAAACACUCCAAGAACGUACACGAAUUCCUUAACUCGUCGGAGCUCUUCAACCUUUACAGCAUGCUGAAUGCGCUCAAGACUGAUCUGCUCUGGACGGGCAAGGAUGAUUCGGAAGAUGAUGCGGACAGCACAGGCGAUGAGCAACUACGCCAUACCGAUGGAGACAAUAUACUCUAUACGCGUUGCGAUUCCAACAAAUCGGAUGCGGUCAGUGUGACGAGCAGUAGCAGUCCAUCGACAGCGCCCAACACAGCCAACAACGCCGCUACCGCCACCACAAUCACCACAACCACCAACAGCAGCGCCAAAGGUCACAAUCGUUGCCCCUCCACCGCCUCGGUGGCCUCGAUUGUCUCCGCCACAUCGGUAUGCAAUCUAAGCGAUUCGGAAAGUGAAAUUUCCAAUGAAAACGAUUCGGGUAUGGAGUCAGAGGGUCAUAAGCCCAGCAGCACUGCAUCUGUUAGUGGUAGUGAUGAUACAGACUCCCGUGCCGCAGCCGUCGCCAACUCAAUCGCCAAUGCCGAUAAAGCUACCGAAUUGGCGAAACGUUGCCGGCGACAUUUGAAUGGACUCUACCAAUGUUUGGAACAAAUGACAGAGGCGGCACACUAUUUGACCGUCAGAUACCAAAGUGAUAUUGGUCCCGUUUAGGGAUGAACUGCGGAGGGGGGCGCGUGCGCGCUCAUUACGAGUUGCUCUGGGAUGGAGCGGGGCACGAACUGAAGCAAGCUGGCAGCGACAGAAGUCCGAGGGAUUUGUGUGGGCGAGUGCAAUGAAUGGCGUGCCGUGUGUUCUGGGGGGGAGAUAUAGUCAAUAGUCAGUCUUUUGGGGGGGUUGGGGUUCAUCGCAUAAGUGGGUUUUAUGUAAUAAUUUAAUAAUUUUCUGUAACUUUUUACGGUUUUAGGGUUAGGACAUUGGGAUGACAGGCUAAAAGCGUUUGCGUCAACGCUCACACAAAAGCGUGCUGAAAGAGGAUUGCUGAUUUUGAAAACAAAUACCUAUGUAUAAGCAUACAUAUUUGUGUGAUAUUAACAAAAGCAAUUUUGAUUCAAAUACUUUUUUAAUAACUUCUCGCAGGAGGUUACGCACGAAAUGGUGCCUAUUGUUUGCGUGUAGUUAUAUAUGUAUGUACAAUUUCGAAAAACAAUAUUUUUUCUAAAUAUCAGCAAUUCUUAAUGGCAAAUGUGAUGUGAUAAUUAAAGUCAAUGCUGUGCGGCUGAUUAUGUAUGCGCCCUUGCGUGAGUUUAUGACGUAAAGCUUUCCUGUCAAAAUGUUUGUAUGCAAAAUAUUUUCACAGUUUGUGUGUGUAGGGUAUAAGCGAAGUAGGUAGUCUAUAAAUAUUUAGUGUAAAGGAAAGAAUAUUUGAAAAAUAAAUGCAAAAAAUACUACGGAAACUCAAAAGCAAAUCAAUAUUGUAAUUCGAGGGGCUUCAUGCAUGAAAUAGUUUUUGCACUGAUUAAGGAGCGCAAACUCAAGAAAUUGUAUUGAAAAUCGAGUCGGAGCUUAAGCCUAAUUUUUAUGCAUGAUGCCCGGGGAGUCCAAAAAAAAUGGUUGCAAGCAAAAGUAAAGUCAUAUAUGUAUGUAUGUAAACUAUAGAUAUUUCAAGAGCCAUAACUGCAAAGUAGAGCAAAUGAACAAUCAAGCAAUGAAGGCAGCGCGAAAGAAAGGCAAAGUUGAAGCAAAAUAAUGUGCGAAAAAUAGCAGUUAAAACAUAAUUGCCGGCAAAACUUUUGAAUUUUGUCUACAAAACAAAAAUAAAUAUUUUCCUUGUUAAUACAAUGGAUGUGUACCUUCAGGCGCUGUGCGUUCCUAACCAUCCCACAUACGUCUGACCGGUUUUUUUUUUGUUGCGAGGUCAAUUCAAUCAAAGGCUUUACGAUGAAGCCGGAAAUGUGCGCGUAAAAAUGGUUAAAUUAACGAAAUGAAAAGGUUCUGCGUAUAUAAAUUUCUAUGUUUAUCUCUAAGACGCACACAAAUAUAAGAUGUAUGUAUGUAUGUAUAUUAAUUACAUGCACUUGGUUAGCUAUGAAGCAAUUAAAAGCACAACUAGGAAGCCAAAAUUAUUAAACCGCUGUCGUGAGCAUUAUUUUAUUUAUCGACGAAGAGCAAUGGGUAUAGGAAGCUGCAAAAAGUUCUGGGAUAUGGAUGGCAAUCGUAGAAAUUUCUACGCGAAUGUGUGAAUCUAAGUCAGAUUAAUCUCCGUGCGGCUGCCUCCGCUGGUUCGGUAGAAAAUCGACUACCAAUCGAAUAUUCAAAAACCAUGUGAUAAGUAAGGCUCCACUAAAAAGCAUGCGAUGCCAAUAAACAAUGCAUUGAAAGCCAAACAAACGAUGCAUUAGAAGCCACGGUCCUUACGAUUGCAAAAUUCUAUCCUCAAGGCGAAAAUUGUAAAAUAAAAGUUUACUCACUGUGCAACUACUUUGCCUUUCUCACGCAAAUAUGAAAAGGCGCUUGAUUAUUUGUAAACCAAACAUAUUUUUUGUAUCAAAAAGAAAACAAUCUUAUAACAAAUAGUCACCUGAGUGAAUCACUUCAACUCAAAAAAAAACUCAAAACUUUUCAGAAUUUCUCUUAGAAAUAUUGACCGCUCGGACAGCCUAUUUUGAUUCACUUCAUUUCUCAGCAAAACAGACUGGAAAAAUAAAUGUUAAAAAAUCCUCUCCGAAAUUGAAAAAUUUCAGUACCUACCAAAUACAAGUACAUGGGGAACUCCAGCUAAAUUCGGACACCAUUUGACUUUUACAUCUUGAAUUUUUUUUUUUAUUUUUUUAUGUUAAAGUGUUUACAGCGAAUUAUGUUGAGCAUUCCUCCCUCUGCAAUGCAUUGUUUUUAGCUUUUUGAUCAAUGCAAAAAAAGUUGUUAUUAUUGAGUUGGAGACAAAAUUUGAUAGUUUUUAAUAGCUUUCAAAAGUCGAAAAAUUUAUUCCACUUUUAUCUCGUUAUCGGACUAAGCUUUAACGUUUCAAAAUGGAUGAAAGCUAAAAAAAUUUAAGAAAAUCAAAAUUUGAACAUUUUUUAUGAAUUUUAUAGAAUUUUUUUUUUUUGGAAAUUUGUUCGAAUUCAUGUUCCGAAAGUAUUUUAAAGAUGAAAAAUUUUAACGAAAAAAAUAAUACCAAUCAGACUAUUUAUAAAAAGGAUUUUUUUUUUUUUAAAUUGAUAUCUGAAAACGGCUGGACAAAAAAGUUACAAAAAUAUCAGGGAGGCCUUUCAAUUGGCACUACAACAUGAAAAUUUAUGCAAAACGGUGUGGGUGUCCGAAUUGGGAUAGAAUGUGCCAAUAUGUAUGUACAUAUGUAUGUACGUAGUGUAUUUUCAAAAAGAGAGUCGAGUGAUAAAAACCAAAAACUGAAAAAUUUUAAACCGCAACACAAACUGAGCGCAAAACUAUUGAAAACAUUCUGCAAUUUCAUUUUUUAGUAGUCCUUUUUAGCAUAAAAUUCAUACCUUUUACCUCUUCAGUAGCAACUACGCUACAACAACAACAACCGAUAAAAUCACCAUCUAAUGAAAGAGCUUCGCGACUUACGAAAUGCACAUUCGGUCUGCCGAUGUACAUAGAAAGCAAUUCAAACUAAGCUUGUGAGCGUAUUUUGUUUAAUGAGAGCAAGCUGCCAUACGAAAGACUUAAGUCACGAACCUGAGCUCAAGUGAAAAGGCAAUAUGCAAUAAUGUUUUGAAUGCGCAACUGCGGUUGAGAAAUAUUAAAAAAUAAAUGGGAAUGUAAAAAAGCAUUGAAGGUUGGUAGAAAAUGUGCGAAAAUAAUUGCAGAAGUGGUUUGGGAGUGAUAGUAAAAAUUCAAAAAGCUGAAUGAGUAAAGGAAGCUUGUAAUAAGUGCAAGCAGAAUCUGUCUAUACCACCAUUUUUAUGAAAAUAACAAAUAAAAAAUAGUAGUUAUACAUACAGGCGGGCUCCCGUUUUCUUUAUAGUAAAAAUGUAGUCAUUUAAUUUUUAAAGCAAAAUUUUUUAUGCACCUGAAUUCGUAAAAUAAAAAAUGUUUAAACAUAUAAGUUGCUGUGGAGCUGGUGGAAAGAAAGCGUAAAACCUUUUUGAAAUAAUAAAAGGCAAAACCAAACGAAAACGGGAGCCCAGCUGUUAGUAAAGUAUUCAAAUUGAAAAAAGUCAGAAAAUAAAAUACAAUAAAAAAGUAGUUAAAAUAAAACGUGGUCGCAUUUGCUAUAAUUUGCACAAAUUAGUUAAGGAGCAACGAAAUUUUAUUUCCUACUCCCUUGCAACAAACAUGUAAAGAAGAAUAAGAAAACUUAAAAUAGCAAUAAAAAUAUGUAACGUAACGAAAGUCACUCAAAAGUGCCGUUAGACUUUGUUCGCAAUCAACUAUUUUGUUUGUGUUGUUAGCACGGUUAAACAACAAAAAAAAAAUUAGCAAUACAUAUAUAAAAUAAAAAUGUGAGCCGAAGCAACAAAAACACUUUUGCAAGUAACAAGCUAAAAAAAUGAAUAAAGUUAAAAAAUAAGAAUUGUGUGAAAUUCUAGUUAAAAGACAGAAGCAGUCGAAGAUAUUAAAAAAAUAUAUAUAUUAAGUAUUUAAACAGCCACUUUUUGUUGUUGCUUUUUUUGCUAUUUCGUUUUUAUUUUUUGCUUGUUCACUUUCUCAAGCAACGUUGAAGUAAAUUUAAAAUGCAUAUAAAAAUUGUAAAACUUAAAAAAA
Molecule: messenger RNA, 6015 nt
Organism: Rhagoletis zephyria (snowberry fruit fly)
Lineage: Eukaryota; Metazoa; Arthropoda; Insecta; Diptera; Tephritidae
Biological process (GO): regulation of lipid biosynthetic process
Cellular component (GO): cytosol
Source: RefSeq, a predicted model, not a curated record